Nematostella vectensis (starlet sea anemone) is the source of this 1095-nucleotide messenger RNA. Its product is annotated as venom protein 302. Gene Ontology annotation, cellular component: extracellular region. The transcript has 3 exons. The record is from RefSeq and is a predicted model, not a curated record. Gene Ontology annotation, molecular function: insulin-like growth factor binding. NCBI's taxonomy places the organism in Eukaryota, Metazoa, Cnidaria, Anthozoa, Actiniaria, Edwardsiidae. The coding region runs from base 180 to 518 and encodes 112 amino acids. Gene Ontology annotation, biological process: regulation of signal transduction; regulation of cell growth.
AUGACAGAGUCGCCGCAUAAAAGGCGCACGUCCUCAUUCGUGAUCUGUCCCAAAGAUUGCAGAGCUUGUUCCAUCUGCACGAAAGAAGAUCGACGUCGAUAGCUGAGCAAGGCAAAGCAAGAAGUCAUAACUCAUUGGAAAUAACUUAGGUCUGAGUUUGGCAGAGAAUCACAACAGACAUGAAGCUUCUUAUUACCAUCGCGCUGCUAUGUGUAACGUUACCCGCCCUGGAUGCACUGUCCUGCUUGAGUUGCGACAUGUUCGAGUGCCCGCCUCCGCCUAAGGACUGCAAGGGGGGGCUCGCCAAGGAUAUCUGUGGAUGCUGCAAGGUGUGUGCUAAGGUGGUAGGAGAGAAGUGUGGAGGACCAUGGAACUACGAUGGAACGUGCGACAAAGGACUGUUCUGCGACAAAAAGGGCGGCAAGGGAAGAGUGUUCUGGUAUGGGUACUGCGAGCCAGUUGUGGAACAUGGACAAGACCCUUUCAAGCGGCUUCUGAUGGACGUUAUGAAUGAUUAACGGUUUCCCCGGUAACCAGUCCCCGUACCAGUCCGGACGAGCGCCCCUGUGCAUGUCAAACUAUCGAAAACUUAUAACUCAAGAAUAGAAAAGAUUUAUUAUCGCGUGGAAAAGGGACAAAAAAAGACAGGAGGGUGGUAAAGGCUUGUUUCAGAGAUUUCAUUCCAUUCCAUGUUUUAUUUUACAUAACUUGAUACUUUGAGCCGUUUUCAUUUUGAUUAAGGUUACGGGGUGGCUUGAAGUUAAAAUUCUAACGAAAAAAAUAUUUUUGCAUUUUUAAAUUCCUUACUACAUUAACUUUAUUCUAGCAAAUGAAAAAUGUUUGGAUUUUAUUAUCUUCUCGAGAUAAAAAGAAAAAAAUCAAAAAAUCUAAUUUUGCUUAAAAGAUUCAUUGUAAUCAACAAGGUGUUUUAAUCCUUUAAUCCUCUUAUCACUUACUGGUACCCAGUGUUCCCUACAUCCUGGACCUGAGGAUAAAGAUAAUUAGCAUACUGUUUAUAACGUUCCCAAAUAUUCAACAGAUGGAUAGAAGAAAAAAGUCUAUGUAUGACUUCUAUAUGAAAGAUACUCUCCUUGA